This is a messenger RNA of Struthio camelus australis, 2389 nucleotides long. Lineage: Eukaryota; Metazoa; Chordata; Aves; Struthioniformes; Struthionidae. The record is from RefSeq and is a predicted model, not a curated record.
AUGGGGCUGCGGCCACGUUGUUUCCAAACACGACAGGCCCUGGCCGCACGCCACCUGGCCCGGCUCCCCCGCCUCCGCCUGGAUGGAGACGUGAUUAAGAAGCCGCCCUCCAUGGACAUGGCAAGCAAGAAAUGCCAGCAGGUGCUGAUGGAGCUGGAGGGGGUGCUCCAGCACUUGGAAGUGAUGUUCAGUUUGACGCUGGUUCCCCGUGUUCUUAUUCUGCUUGGUGGCAAUGCUGUGAGCCCCAAGGAGCUUUAUGAGCUCAACUUAGAGGGUAUCUGUGUGGGCAGCGCUGAGGAGAGCCUGAAAACCCCAUUCUGCGUGCGUAAACUUUUUCACUCGCUCUUCAUAGCGGAUGUCUUCAGUGAACUUAAGGUUCUCCCCAUCGUGGGCACUGUCGUUAUGCUCCAAGGACACCGCGACUGUGGUGUUGAUUGGUUCCGGCCCAAGCUCAACUACAAAGUGCCGACUCGAGGAAGGAAACUAACUGUCAACUUGUCCUCUGAUGGAGACGUCAGUAUAAGUGCCUCAUCUCCUCAGGGUAUGACAUCGGCCUGGGAGGAUUACAUAUGGUUUCAAGCACCGGUGACGCUCAAGGGAUUUCAUGAAUGACUCGUGCUUUAUAGAACUUCAAUGGAUUAUUGAAUAACCUUUGGUGCUGCUUUAGGUGAUGACUAUUUUAUCAAAUGUAAUUGCAUAUUCUUGUCUCUCUGGAUCUUUUCUCCAGGGCAUCUGCUAUCUUCCUGUAGCUGGACUGUGUUCAUCUUUCUAUGAAACAGCUGUAAAAUUCUUCCCCAUGUUGUUAUUGAAAACAAAUACCUUUUAAGGUACAGUUACUUAUCGAUACAGGCAUUCUUUAGGAACCUGGGCUGUGGCACAGCAGAUGGAACUACUGUGCUGGGAGUAAAACUUUCUUGCAGCAUGCUUACUGAACUGGCAAAUACUGGAUAUGAUCUUCUCUCUCCUGAGUUUUAAUGCAGCAGUUCCUCUAGCAAUAAUUAUUACUUUACCAAAUUGUCUCAGACUCUAAAUAAUGCACGUGAUUAUUAAUGCAGUUGGCCUUUCCAGGGCUUAGUAGCCUUUAUAGUAAAGGCUAUAGCAAUUCUUACCUAUCCCACUGCUGGGAAAAGAGAUCUUUCCCUUUAGUGUGAUCAAAUUUGAGUACUUAAGUGUUUGAUCAUCUAUUUGAUAAAAUUAGACUUCCCAUAAUUCAAUGUCAGCUAGUUAAUCAUCCAAAGAGUAGGACACCUUAGCAAUUGGGAGGUUUCUUACCUAGCACUGUGCUGUACUUGUGAAAAAAGGUUAAGCAGUCCUGUGGAGGCAGAAAAGCACAUUUUGGUGUCUCUUUACGAACCUUGACUCCAACAGCCCUGACAAUCAGUUUGUUAAAAUCAAGAGUAAGUAAUUUUUGUUCUAACACUCUUCAGAGGAAGUUAGGACUCCUGCCCCAUUAUGCUGUUUUUUUCUCCUUUAAAAAAAAAAAAAAGGCUCAGUUCUUGCUUACUUUUACCUCUUAGAAAUGUUAGAGUCUUAGACUCUAAAGCUUGCUGAGACUCUAAAGCUUGCUGAAAUGUGGAGAAGAGAUGAUGGGGAUAUGAUCAACUUCAACACUGUCUUUAACUGUGAACUUCCUGUUCCAAAUUGGAAUGCUCUGUAUUACCUGGAAGUAGAACUUGAGCCCUUUCUUCUGUACCAGGUCUGGUGUCUAGUGCAGAAUGGGACACAGAGAGAAACCCUUAGAGUACGCUGUGUCAAACUAGAUAUCCACUGGAGUCGUCUUGCAUCAGCUGGGUACGUACCUAUAAUGCAAUGAGUUUAGUAGCUCCAAAUAUCUCUCUCCUGUUUGAAAUUGUAGGCUACUGGUAGUGAGGUUGCUUGUAGUUUCUUACUCGCACUAGUGAGGUACUAGAAGAUCUGUUGAAAGGAGGCUCUGCACUUAUUCCUUUAAAAAAAAAAAUUGUCUGACCUUUUGGAAUGGAGUAAGAUUGUAGAACGGGAAGCAAGGUAGUUAAGUUGACGUUUUUGAGCUUGGAGAAUGCCAGGAGUGCUGUCUCUGCCUUACUAUCCGUUGGUUAACAAAGAUGUGGUGACUGCUAAAGCUAGCUCCAGGAAGAAAUUGCUAGAAUGAAGAAAGCUGCCUUAGGUGCAGCUGCCCACUUCAGCAUGUGAUCACAGGUCUCUUGACUGAAAUGUGACUUGAACAGGUGGAGUGUUUGAUGUGCUCAGGAGAUCAAAACCCUUUACUUCCACCACAGCUGCUUGUAAUGCAUACUUAAGAAUGUUAGCACUCAAAUAUUUAAAGAAGCUUUUGAACAGAAGCCUUCGUUCUGAGGAACAAGGGACCGGUCCCUUUCCCCUCCCUCCCUUAAGUGAGUGCAAUGUUAUUGCA